Orycteropus afer afer is the source of this 1551-nucleotide messenger RNA. RefSeq names its product unc-5 family C-terminal like (gene UNC5CL). Gene Ontology annotation, cellular component: membrane. Bases 1 to 1551 code for a protein of 516 amino acids. NCBI's taxonomy places the organism in Eukaryota, Metazoa, Chordata, Mammalia, Tubulidentata, Orycteropodidae. Gene Ontology annotation, molecular function: netrin receptor activity; protein binding. Gene Ontology annotation, biological process: netrin-activated signaling pathway; positive regulation of JNK cascade; positive regulation of canonical NF-kappaB signal transduction. The record is from RefSeq and is a predicted model, not a curated record. The transcript has 8 exons.
AUGUGCCCCGAUGAGAAUUCCUUCCAACCCUUGCAGUUCCUACUGCUGGUGGGGGUUCUGGUGGCAAGUGCCCUCCUCCUGGCCCAGUGCCUUCGAUGGCACUGUCCUCGUUGGCUCGUGGGAACCUGCCAGAAGCCAGGUGACACAGAAGAUCCAGUGCCCCAGGCCACUCCUCUCCCUGAAAAUGAGCCUUCAAGCCAGUGUCCACCAGCCACACUGCCAGAGAUGGCUGCCUUCUACCAGGAACUGAACACACCUACCCAAGGCCAGACAGUCAUCCGCCAGCUGAUGCACAAACUCUUGGUAUAUUCAGCUCGAGAGGUGGACCACCGUGGUGGCUGCUUGAUACUCCAAGAUACGGGCAUCUCUCUGCUCAUUCCACCAGGUGCUGUGGCUGUGGGCCGCCAAGAGCGGGUGUCUUUGGUCCUAGUGUGGGACCUGUCGGAUGCCCCAUCGCUGUCCCGGGCCCAGGCGCUGGUGAGCCCUGUGGUGGCAUGUGGCCCCCAUGGGGCCUCCUUCCUGAAGCCCUGCACCCUCACAUUCAAGCACUGUGCCCAGCAGCCCAGGUAUGCAUGCACCUACAGUAGCAACACAACCCUGCUUGAUGUCAAGGCCUGGAGGCCAAUGGGGCGGCCGGGGGCCUACACCUCCCUGGAUGAGUGUCGCAUCCACCUCUCCCACUUCAGCCUCUACACCUGCGUGCUGGAGGCGCCUUCGGGGCGCGAGGCCCGCAAAUGGCUGCAGCUGGCAGUGUUCUGCUCACCUCUGGCGCCAGGGCAGUCACACCUGCAGCUGCGUGUCUACUUCCUCAACAACACGCCCUGUGCCCUUCAGUGGGCCAUGACCAACGAGCAACCCCACGGCGGGCGCCUGCGUGGACCCUGCCAACUCUUCGACUUCACUGGAGCCCGAGGGGACCAGUGCCUGAAGCUCAAAUACAUUUCGGAGGGUUGGGAGAAUGUGGAUGACAGCAGUUGCCAGCUGGUACCCCAUCUCCACAUCUGGCAUGGAAAGUGCCCCUUCCGUUCCUUCUGCUUCCGGAAAAAAGGUACCAGUGAGAGUGAGGACUACUCAGCACUAACCAAUGAGAUCAUUGUCACCAUGCACACCUUCCAGGAUGGCUUGGAGACCAAGUACAUGGAAAUCCUCAGGUUCCAGGCGUCAGAGGAGGAAUCCUGGGCAGCACCACCCCCAGUAUCCCAGCCUCUCCCAUGCAAUAGGCUGCCCCCAGAGCUCUUUGAGCAGCUACAGAUGUUGUUGGAACCAAAUAGCAUCACAGGCAAUGACUGGCGCCGACUGGCCUCCCACUUGGGGCUCUGUGGCAUGAAAAUUCGGUUCCUGUCCUGCCAGCGUAGCCCUGCGGCCGCCAUCCUGGAGCUGUUCCAGGAGCAGAACGGUAGCCUGCAGGAGCUGCACUACCUCAUGACCGUCAUGGAACGGCUGGACUGCGCCUCAGCCAUCCAGAGCUACCUGAGCAGAACACAAAGCCCGGUUCUUGCCCGUGGGCCCGCAGUGGAGAACCAGGGCAUGGAGCUCGAUGAGAAGCUCUGA